This is a messenger RNA of Malaya genurostris, 553 nucleotides long. RefSeq lists its product as uncharacterized. Lineage: Eukaryota; Metazoa; Arthropoda; Insecta; Diptera; Culicidae. The record is from RefSeq and is a predicted model, not a curated record. Bases 47 to 493 code for a protein of 148 amino acids. The transcript has a single exon.
UCAGCUGCUGAUCAUUCAAGUUGCCACAGCCGCACGCAUCAAAACGAUGUGUCCACCAAUUGCAUCUCGCGUUGUCGUGUUUGUCGUCGUCGUGUUUUCGAUUUUAACAAUUUUAACAAGCUCCCAGGCAGCAACGAUUGACCCUCGCAAUCACGAUUUUGUGUUUCCGGUUCUGGACGAGAAGACACUCGGUGACCUGUGUGAGGUCAGCUAUGGCCAAGGGCAGUUCGCACUGGUCGGAACCUGUCAGCGGGUGCGGGAUUGCGGUACCUUUGCCCAGCGGUUGCGCACCGAAAAGCGGUUUGAUGUGCUGAAAGAGUUGUGCUACUUCGAAGUUCACGAUCCGGUGGUGUGCUGCUUGAGCGAACAGAACGCGGGUAUUCGCAUCGGUGGCGGCCUCGACGACGGUUUUCCUCCGGUGGUCGGUCCGAAAUCCGUUCUCGACAGGGAGUGGCCUUUCGAUGAUGGCGAUGAGAAGGCGAAUCUAGUGUGAGCUGGGAGUUAGAGAUGGGAAAUAAAACUAUAGCGGAAAUUAAAAUGUUUUUGUUUUUUA